Humulus lupulus (European hop) is the source of this 1201-nucleotide messenger RNA. RefSeq names its product peroxidase 44-like. Gene Ontology annotation, biological process: response to oxidative stress; hydrogen peroxide catabolic process. Gene Ontology annotation, molecular function: heme binding; peroxidase activity. The transcript is spliced from 2 exons. The record is from RefSeq and is a predicted model, not a curated record. NCBI's taxonomy places the organism in Eukaryota, Viridiplantae, Streptophyta, Magnoliopsida, Rosales, Cannabaceae. The coding region runs from base 57 to 1016 and encodes 319 amino acids. Gene Ontology annotation, cellular component: plant-type cell wall; plasmodesma.
ACAAUUAAACCCUAGCUAAAACUACUACUAUACUACUACUACUACUACAUAAAAUCAUGACCAAGAUGAUGAUCCUUAUGAGCUUUCUUCUUCUUCUUCUUAGUCCUUGUGUUUUUGCUCAGCUAAGUAUUAAUUUCUACAGAGUGAGCUGCCCUAAUGCUGAGCAGAUUGUAAAACAAGUUGUCAGAGAAGAAUUUGCAAAAGACUCUUCCAUUACUGCUGGACUACUUCGUAUGCACUUCCAUGAUUGCUUUGUUAGAGGUUGUGAUGCAUCCAUAUUAAUCAACUCCACAUCGAGCAAGUCCUCAGAAAAAACUGCAGGACCAAAUUUGACGGUGCGAGGGUAUGAGAUCAUCGACGAGGCUAAGAGAAGGCUCGAAGCUGCAUGCCCUUCAAAAGUCUCAUGUGCAGACAUUAUAACCCUAGCCACUCGGGACUCAGUCGCCCUCGCCGGUGGACCAAACUACGUCGUUCCGACCGGUAGAAGGGACGGACUUGUCUCAAACCCUAACGAAGUCAACUUGCCCGGUCCAGGCCAGUCUGUCACCUCAGCCUUCCAGUCUUUCAAAGCCAAAAAGAUGACUCUAAAUGAAAUGGUGGUUCUUCUCGGUGCACACACAGUUGGAUUUGCUCAUUGCGGUUUCUUCUCAAACCGGCUUUCGAAUUUUCAAGGGACAGGUAAACCUGAUCCCACCAUGGAUUCUGCGUUGGUUACCAAGCUAACACAAGACUGUGCAUCUGGGAGUAAUCCAAAGACAUUUUUGGAUCAAAACACUAGUAAUGUUUUCGAUAAUGAGUUCUAUCGUCAGAUACGUUUGAAUAGAGGAGUUCUGAAGAUAGAUCAGGAGCUUGCUUCAGAUGCUACCUCCUCUGGUCUUGUUUCCAAUUUGGCUUCGAAUCCAUUCCAAUUCUCUCAGAGUUUCGCGAGUGCCAUGGUUAAGAUGGGAAGAAUCGAAGUUCUUGUGGGGAAAGCUGGUGAGAUUAGGAAGAGUUGUGGAGCUUUCAACUCGGCCUAAAAUCAAGAACAUUAAUUCUUCAAGCAAUGGAAAAAAUUGAGUAAGUCUUCAACAAAGACUACUAUAUACUCCAUAAGAGAAUGGUUAUUCCAAGUUGUUGUAAACAUCAUUAAAUAAUAUGAUUAAUUAAUAAAUGAGUGAUGAUUCUAUUGCUAUUAAUAAAUGAGUGAUGAUUAAUUAAAUUU